AUGGACCCAGUUCUAGAAGAAGCAGAGGUCGCAACCCUCGGCGAUGAAGCUCGACUGAAUGGCAUUGACGAUGAAGAUCUCGUCUCCGACGCCGAUUCCGAUGAGAUGGAGCUUCGAGGAGAUAUCGCAAAAUUUGAUCAGUCUGUUCGAGAGUUCCUCUCUUCCCACCACGGUAGUGGAACAGGCGGCGGCGGCGGUAACGAUGACGAUGAUGAAGGCGGUAUCAGAAGGCCCCCCCCCAUUUCAAAGGGCAGAAAUAACACGCGAGGUGGUGUUCGAGGGCCCCGAAAAGCUGCUGAGCCUCGAGGCGACAUCAAGCUUCGUCUUGCAGGAGUCAACCAGGCUUUCAUGAGCGGCGAUUAUACUCGCGCUCAGAACCUAGUCUUCGAAAUCAUUAGAAUCAACGCCGAAACCCACCAAGCGUGGACUGUCUUGGCCUCCAUCUUCCGGGAAGAGGGUCUCAACGACAAAGCCUUGAUGGCUAUGGUCAUUGCCGCUCAUCUGCGGCCCAAGGAUUUCGCAGCCUGGAUGAAUUGUGCGUCGUUUGCCAUGAGCCUUGCCGAGACUGGUCAGGAGGGUGCUCUCAAGACAGCACUUAUGUGCUACUCGUCUGCAAUCAAAGCUCAGCCGACCAACCUUGAUGCGAGACUGGGUAGAGCUGAAGCAAGCCAUCGCCAGGGGUUCUUGUCUCAAGCCAUCACCGAAUUUUCCUACGUUAUCGAGCGCCGCCCGCUAGACAUAGAUGUUGUAAGAAGAUUGGCCGAGGCUUGCGCUGACUCCAGUGGCAUGGAGGACGUUCAGAAGGCUGUUUCAGCAUACAAGACAUACUUUGCGCAUGCACGAACAGCAGAUCGUGAAGUGGAGAGGGAGCUUUCGUGGCACGACGUCAGCAUAUACGUGGAACUCUUUGCUUGCGCCGGAGACUUCACAAACGCCAUCGCGGAGCUCAAGUCGCUUUCGCGCUGGCUACUUGGGCGACAGGAUGAUCACAAGUGGGACGGAUGUGUCGAUGACAGGGAAUGGGAUCGUGAUGACUCGCGUCGUACCGAGUUUCAUUCGUUUGAACCUUCUGCUCACGACCUGUAUUCCUAUGGCCUAGGAUUACCUUUGGAGUUCAGGGCUCGUCUUGCCUUGUACCGGCUGAAGAUCCGAGAUGAGGAGGAGGCGAACGGCCACCUCCAGUGGCUAGACCCAACUGAAUCCGCCACGGCUACGGCUAUUGGAGACUUUCCUUACCUAAUUCGUGAUAUUGCCGACGAACUCUUCGCCGUUCAGCGUUACCCCGAGGCACUUGACUACUACGAACUCCUUCGGCAUUCUAUAUAUGGCCAAGACGCUACUCUGCUUCUGCACCUUGGCCGCUGCUACCUGACCAAAUCUGAUCUUGUUGCAGCGGAAGACUGCUUUCUUGUGGCCAUUGAGGUCGACGAGAGCAACAUCGAUGCCCGAAUCGAGCUGGCCAGGAUCUAUGAAAAGGCCAAGGAGGAAGAAGAGGCUCUCAUCCUUGUCACAGAAGCCAUUGCUCUCCAGGGCAUCAACGAUGACGGUGACCAGUUUGGUGAUGGCAGGGCAGAUCUGGGAGGCGAUCUCAGCCGGUCUGCUUCAGGAGCCCGCGCUUCAGCCUUAGCCAACCGCAACAAACCCCGACGUAAGCGGGAGACCAAGCGUGGGCCGGCUAAUAGCGGCAUCGUUCGACCAAGAUACCGCCCCAAGAGACUGGUUGCUCCGGAUCAGCGCAUGCAAGAAGAACGUGCGCGGGCCGAUGAGCUCACCAGACGCUACGAGGUUGUGCGCAACCUGAAGAAAGACAUACAGGCAGGUGAUCAUUCAUUGAUACCGACGUGGAUGGCAGCGGCUGGCGAGCUCGUUGGCGAGUUCAGAUCCUUUAGGAAGUUCUAUCCUUGGGACAAGUAUCUCAAGUUCCUCGGCGCUGCCAAUGAUGUCGUUUUCAGCGCUUCAUCGAGGACGCAGCCAGUUCUCUCCGAGUUGGCCGAAAGACUUUCAAAAAACAUGGCUCCGUCGCUCUCUGACGACAAGCGAAUGAACGUCACGUACGAAGAUGAUGGCUAUCGCGGAAUCCCUUUCGGCGAAUGGCUUGAGCUCUUUCUCGACUACGCCAUAAGCCUGGCGCUAGCCAACCGUGCAGAGGAGGCAUACCAGGUUUGCGAAGCGGCGCGAGAUUCCAUUGUCUUCGUCAACUCCAAGGAUUACAUGUUCUUGAUCCAUGUAGCAUGGGCCGCUUGUGCGAUAUAUCUUUCCGACGAGGAGAUGUGCGUGGCCGUUGCCAGAUUCUUCAUGAAGGUUCGGCAGUUGGACUCGGAUUCAUAUCGCAUGUUUGCCGCCUUGUGCAGACUGUGUCAGUCCCCAGCCUCGUGGUACAAUUCCGGACCCGCCCAGAAAUACAUACUGCGCCAGAUUAAGAUCAUUGAUGCAUCUCACUUUGCCACGACACACACAGAACGGGGUCAUGAAGCUGUGGUCGGGGACCGGGCAGGCACCGCCGAAGCUAAACAGCUCGAUAUUUGUCUACUCAUGCUCUACGGGCAUAUCCUGUUCACCUCUACCAGCUAUACCUUCGCUUUGAAUUACUUCCUCCGGGCGCGAACGCUAGACCCUAUGAACCCUAUGAUCAGUCUCAGUGUGGGACUGGGAUACAUACAUCACGCGCUAAAGCGACAGGCAGACAAUCGCCAGUACCUCAUCAUGCAAGGGUUCGCCUGUGUGUUCGAAUUCUGCCACUCGAAGCUCUCAGGUACGCCGGGAGAGAGGAGAGAGGCCUUCUUUGGAGUCGCAAGAACAUUCCACAUGCUUGGUCUACAUCACCUAGCGCUAGAAUGGUACCGAAAGGUCCUCGCUUCAGAGGGCUCGGAAGGUUUCGAGAUGGCAGAACGGCAGUACAAUCCGAGCAGCCGGGAUGUGAUCCUGAGCGCUGCGUACAAUGAGUACGCCCUAUUCAUUAGUAGUGGAAGCGCCGACGAACUGGAGCAAUCUGUUUUGCCUCGGCUGGUCCUAUAG
Colletotrichum spaethianum is the source of this 3015-nucleotide messenger RNA. Its product is annotated as transcription factor tau subunit sfc6. Gene Ontology annotation, molecular function: protein binding. The transcript has 5 exons. Lineage: Eukaryota; Fungi; Ascomycota; Sordariomycetes; Glomerellales; Glomerellaceae. The record is from RefSeq and is a predicted model, not a curated record. Gene Ontology annotation, biological process: transcription by RNA polymerase III. Gene Ontology annotation, cellular component: transcription factor TFIIIC complex. The coding region runs from base 1 to 3015 and encodes 1004 amino acids.